Messenger RNA from Scheffersomyces coipomensis, 2018 nucleotides. RefSeq names its product lysine--tRNA ligase (gene KRS1). Lineage: Eukaryota; Fungi; Ascomycota; Pichiomycetes; Serinales; Debaryomycetaceae. Gene Ontology annotation, molecular function: lysine-tRNA ligase activity; ATP binding; tRNA binding. The transcript has a single exon. Gene Ontology annotation, biological process: lysyl-tRNA aminoacylation. The record is from RefSeq and is a predicted model, not a curated record. Gene Ontology annotation, cellular component: cytoplasm; cytosol. The coding region runs from base 120 to 1904 and encodes 594 amino acids.
UUCUAUUUUUUUCCAAUGAGUCGUCCUUUGAGCAAUGGAAGAAACCAUAAAAAAAUUUUAGAUAUCUCUGAACAAGAUCAAAAGAUCAAUCAGUUUAGAUAAUUAAUUAUCAAAACACAAUGUCUGACCAAGCUGUUAACGAAGUUACUGAACAAGUCCAAAAGACUUAUCUUGAUGACGUCACUGGAGAACAAGUCUCCAAGACUGAAUUAAAGAGAAGACAAAAGGCUAGAGCUGUUGACGCUAAAAAGGCUGCUAAGUCAGCUAAUGCUACUACGGUUGCAGCUCCAAAAGUUAAUAAAAAGAAAGCUGAUGAUGAACAAGAAUUGACUCCAAACCAAUACUUUGAAAUCAGAUCGGCUAAGAUUAAUGAAUUAAGAGAAACCAAUAAUGCUGAUUCAACUGCUUUAAAUCCUUAUCCUCAUAAAUUCCAUGUUUCAAUCAGAUUACCUGAAUUUGUUGAAAAAUAUAGUAAAUUAGAAAAAGGGGAAUAUUUAAAGGAUAUUGAAGUUAGUGUUUCAGGUAGAAUCAUGGCUAAAAGAGAAGCUGGUUCUAAAUUAAAAUUUUAUGUUUUAAAAGGUGAUGGAGCAGAAGUUCAAAUUAUGGGUCAAGCUCAAGAUGUUGAAAGUGAAGAAGAAUAUGAAAAAAUGCAUGAAAAUUUAAGAAGAGGUGAUAUUAUUGGUGUUACUGGUUAUCCUGGUAGAACCAAUCCAAAGAAAGGUGGUGAAGGUGAACUUUCUGUCUUUGCAACUUCAAUUAUUUUAUUAACUCCAUGUUUACAUAUGUUACCAACUGAACAUUUUGGUUUUAAAGAUCAAGAAGCAAGAUAUAGAAAACGUUAUUUGGAUUUAAUUAUGAAUGAUUCUACUAAAAAGAGAUUCCAAGUUAGAUCUAAAAUUAUUAGUUUUAUUCGUAAAUUUUUAGAUUCAAGAGAUUUCUUAGAAGUUGAAACUCCAAUUUUAAAUGUUAUUGCUGGUGGUGCUACUGCUAAACCAUUCACAACUCAUCAUAAUGAUUUAAAUAUGGAAAUGUUCCUUAGAAUUGCCCCUGAAUUAUUCUUAAAAGAAUUAGUGGUUGGUGGUUUAGAUAGAGUUUAUGAAAUUGGAAGACAAUUUAGAAAUGAAGGUAUUGAUAUGACUCAUAAUCCUGAAUUUACUACAUGUGAAUUCUAUCAAGCUUAUGCUGAUGUAUUUGAUUUAAUGGAUAUGACUGAAUUAUUAUUUUCGGAAAUGGUUAAAGAUAUUACUGGUGAUUAUGUGGUUAAAUAUCAUCCAGAAGGUAAAGAUGGUAAAGAAUUGACUUUAGAUUUUACUAGACCAUGGAAGAGAGUUAAUAUGAUUGAAGAAUUAGAAAAAGUCUUUAAUGUUAAAUUCCCACCUGGUGAUGAAUUACAUACUGCUGAAACUGGUGAUUUCUUAAAGAAAGUUUUAAAGGAUAAUAAAUUAGAUUGUUCUCCUCCAUUAACUAAUGCUAGAAUGUUAGAUAAAUUAGUUGGUGAAUUAGAAGAUGCUUCCAUUAAUCCAACUUUUAUUUUCGGUCAUCCUCAAAUGAUGUCUCCAUUAGCUAAAAAGGAUAGAAAUAUUCCUGGUUUAUGUGAAAGAUUUGAAGUUUUCGUGGCAACCAAGGAAAUUUGUAAUGCUUAUACCGAAUUGAAUGAUCCAUUUGAUCAAAGACAAAGAUUCGAAGAACAAGCAAGACAAAAGGCUCAAGGUGAUGAUGAAGCUCAAUUAGUUGAUGAAGUUUUCUGUAAUGCCUUAGAAUACGGUUUACCACCUACUGCUGGUUGGGGUUGUGGUAUUGAUAGAUUAGCCAUGUUCUUAACUGAUUCUAAUACUAUCAGAGAAGUGUUAUUAUUCCCAACUUUAAAACCAGAUGCUUUCACUAAAGGUGAAGAAACCAUUUAAAUAAAUAAAUAAAUAAAUAAAUGUAAGUAGAUGUUUAAAUUAGAUAAUUUCUAUAUAUAAUUUAUUCCUUAUAGUAUUUUCUAUAUAAUAUAUACAUAUAACUAUAAUAAUAAU